AUGAGGGUAAAUAAUACAUUGAAUGAUGGUGUAUUAAGCUUUCUACCUUUAUCUUCUACACAACUAUCAGAUCUAUCAGACAUUUGCAGACUCGACUCGCGCCCCACGCUCCCGGCCCUUGAGGAGGGCCCGCCUCUGGUGGCCUUCCCCUUGCCGCCAAAGGACUUCCCGCCCCCUCGCUGGCCUCCCUACGUGUGUGGUCCACCUGGCCCAUUGGAACGACGUUGCAUUAUCUUACUUGUCGUCAUCGCGUUUGCCGUAAAGUACAGCUUCCUGAAAACUCUCAUACCUGGAUGUGCCCCAAAUGAAUUUAGCACCUACUACUGUCAUUAUAGAUUGAUAAAUUCUACACCUGAAAAUACUACACCACAUUUAUUGUUUGGAUUGACGCUGCCUCCCAGAUCUUCUUCUCACUCGGCCCAGGAUUCGGAACGCUCCUGGCGCUCUCCAGCUACAACAAGUUCAACAACAACUGCUACCGGCCUGGACAGCACGUUCGGCGGCCUGGAGGCGAUGAUCACGGCGCUGUGCGACGAGUACCCGCGCCUGCUGGGCCGCCACCGGGAGCUGUUCGUGGGCGGGCUGCUCGUCUUCGUCUACAUCUGCUCGCUGCCCACCACCACUUACGGAGGCGUGUACCUAGUGAAUCUGCUCAACACGUACGGGCCCAGCAUCUCCAUCCUGUUCGUGGUGUUCGUG
Gryllus bimaculatus (two-spotted cricket) is the source of this 699-nucleotide messenger RNA. Lineage: Eukaryota; Metazoa; Arthropoda; Insecta; Orthoptera; Gryllidae. The record is from the annotation of a GenBank genome assembly.